AUGGACUGCUACGUGCCCAACAACCCUCAGUAUCUCGGAUGCUGCGUGUGCUGCGACCCGCUGCAGUGCGCCUGCCAGAUACGACUGCCGGAGGACUGCUGCCAGCAAGAAUCCGAGAACUGCUGUCCGGAGAAUGGCGAGGAAUUGAACAAUCUAGGGGAGUCCAUAACGACCUGCGAUGUCGGGCUCGAUGUGAACGAGCCUGGCUGGCCGGCAGAAGACAUGGGCUCCUUCUCCCUGCCACCCCUCGACCUGGAUCCCCUACCAUCGUUGUUUCCAUUCUCACCCUGCUCCGGAUACAACCGGAACAACGGGGGGGAAUGUCGGGAGAGGGGGGGAGGGGAGGCGGCGGAUGUGCUGCUCUCACUGAAACACGCGGUGGUUCAUGGAGACUGCGCAGGGGACGCCGUACAUCCUCAGAUGGUGGUGAACAGCGGUGGUGGUUACCCCUACUAUGAGCACUACGGCACUGCUCCCCUCUUCCCUACCAUGAGUGUCAAUGUCUCCAUGAACAUGACCAUGCAUGGCUGUCCCUCAGAUCAAUUAUGUUCUCAGGUGCAAUGGAAUCAAAACGCUUCUGCCCCAUCAGUAAACGUAGUCUACCCUCAAACACAAAGCGUCAUACCAGUAUCCUAUCCUUCAGCGACUUACUCCUUCACAGCUGACUUCAGAGCACCGAACCAAUCAGAUCCUCUCAUCACCGCGAGCUCAACAUUCAAACCAUUACAACUACAAAACACCCAGAAACCUAAUCCCAACUAUUUAUUCCAACAAAAACCAAACUUUUCCAACCAAAAGAAUUUAGGGACUGUACUGAAACGAUCUCCAUCCAAGAUAUAUAUGCAGGAGAGUCCGAAGGAACAAAUGGGGAACGGUUACGUACUGAACCAUCAGGGACAACUGCAUCAGGACUUCGGUUAUACCACGUGCGUUAAUUCUUCGGGAAAAGUGCAAGUGGGUGCUCUAAGCGCGUGUUCCGAAGACGAUGAACAGAAGCCCAACCUGUGUCGUAUAUGUGGCAAGACGUACGCCAGACCGAGCACGCUAAAAACACACCUCAGAACCCACUCCGGCGAACGACCGUACAGAUGUGGCGACUGUAAUAAAAGCUUCUCACAAGCUGCCAACUUAACAGCCCACGUACGAACUCACACUGGCCAGAAACCAUUCAGAUGUCCAAUUUGUGACCGACGAUUCAGCCAGAGUUCCAGUGUUACUACACACAUGAGAACACAUUCCGGAGAAAGGCCUUACCAAUGUCGAUCCUGCAAAAAGGCAUUUUCUGACAGUUCAACGUUGACAAAGCAUCUGCGCAUACAUUCUGGUGAAAAACCAUAUCAGUGCAAACUAUGCCUAUUAAGGUUUUCUCAAUCCGGCAAUCUGAAUAGACAUAUGCGUGUACACGGCAACAUGUCAGGCGGGAUGCUUGGCUGA
Molecule: messenger RNA, 1434 nt
Organism: Danaus chrysippus (African queen)
Lineage: Eukaryota; Metazoa; Arthropoda; Insecta; Lepidoptera; Nymphalidae
Source: the annotation of a GenBank genome assembly